Anguilla anguilla (European eel) is the source of this 1923-nucleotide messenger RNA. It is a transcript of the gene mlf1, whose product is annotated as myeloid leukemia factor 1. Gene Ontology annotation, cellular component: nucleus; cytoplasm. Gene Ontology annotation, biological process: regulation of DNA-templated transcription. The record is from RefSeq and is a predicted model, not a curated record. The transcript has 7 exons. Bases 1050 to 1847 code for a protein of 265 amino acids. NCBI's taxonomy places the organism in Eukaryota, Metazoa, Chordata, Actinopteri, Anguilliformes, Anguillidae.
CCUGUUUGUGUGUCUGUAUGUGUGUCUGUUUGUGUCUGUGCUUGCCUGUUUGUGUGUGUGUGCCUUUUUGUGUGUGUUUAUAAAUUACAAUGCAUUUAGGCCUCUUUUUAGCCUUAUCUUCUCAUUAAAGGUGUACCACGUCAUUUUACGUAAAUGUUUUAUUAUAUAUUCUCAAUCACUGUUUAGAAACUUUUAUUGUAAAUCAUUGUAAACCACCUGGCAUUAUUAUACUGUCAUUACAAGGUUAUUGUAAACUGAGGAAGAAUGAACAUGUAACUCAAGGGUUCAGUGCAAUCCAUAGUUUAUACUUUGCUAGAAAAUAAAAAUGAAGUAUGAAAUCCAAUAUAAAAACAAAUAAUAAUAAAAAAACUCUGGCUAAAUAAUAAUCUGGAUCUACCAUCAGUAGCAAUUAACAUAUUUACAGUAAGGCUAUUUGGACAGCUUACAUUCACGUGUGUGUGUGUAUUACUGUAGCUGACCAGUAAUUUUCAAAUAUUGAAUGUGCUUCUUACUGUCAUGUGCUGUGUGAGGACGACCCAAGGCAAUAUAAAUCAAGUGAUAAUUUAAUUUCCAUAUAAAAACUACAUUUCUGUAACCGCAUGACUAGCUAAUCAAAACAUUAAAUCCAUGUCCAAUUUUGUGCACAAAUACUAUGAAUAAAUGCCCUGUUGAUCUGUGAAAUUUGAACGCAAUCUUUAAAAAUGUGGAUACCGCGAUGUUUAAAAAUGGCGCUCAUAAUAAUCUAAAAUGCAGAGAAAUAACUCGUACGCCUAAUUAGGUCAUCGUACUUUAAGAAAAAUUAAUGGACAUCUUUGAAUUCUCUAGAAUUUUCAGGAACUUUAAAUGCUGCCGUUACCAUGACACCGGAAUGACAACACUGUAAUUAAAAGCGACUUUCCCCGAAUAACUGGCCAAUCGGGAGGCCGGCCGCGGGUCAGGUGACUGCGCUCUGACAUUUGCGUUGCGGGUUUGUGCUACACGCGUGGAAGGGGCACAGCAGGAGUAAGCAGAAGUCUGUCGCAGCGGCGCCGACUGAAACUGGGGGGACAAUGUUUAACAGCCUUCUCAGGGAGUUCGACGAAGAUCCAUUCUUCUCGGAUCCGUUCCGGGCGCAUAAUGACCGCGUGCGGCAGAUGAUGCGCAGCUUCUCCGAGCCCUUUGGGCAGGACCCAGCGCCCCGCCUGACCGAUGGGCGGGGCCACAGGCCCAGUCAGGGCGAGCCCAGCUCCAGCCUGGCCUUGCCACAGGACCACAUGGGCAUGGACCUCUUCAGAAGCCCCUUCCACACGAUGGACAGCAUGAUGAGCGGGAUGAGGAGCAGGAUGGAGAACCUGCACAGAGACAUGCAGAACCUGUCAGCUGAUCCCAACGCCCACUCCUUCAGCUCCUCCUCGGUGAUGACCUACUCUAAGACCGGGGACGAGCCAGCCAAGGUGUUCCAGGCCUCCAGCCAAACGCGCCGCGCGCCUGGGGGGGUUAAGGAGACGCGGCGAGCACUGAAGGACUCAGAGUCCGGGGUGCAGAAGAUGGCGAUCGGGCACCACAUCCAGGACCGCGGCCACAUCAUGGAGAAGAAGCACAACACCAGGACCGGAGAGAGAGAGCUCAACCAGGACUUCCACAACAUGGACGAGACUGAGGCGCAGUCCUUCGAUGAGGAGUGGCAGAGGGAGGUGUCCCAGUUCUGCCCCCCGGCCCCCCUGUCCCGCCUGGAGGCCCCAAAACCUCGCGCUGCCCACCGAGCCGCCAUCGCAGCCCCCCAGGAAGCCCGGAGGUCAGCCAGGGAGAAGCUGAAGCUGAAGGCUGAGGGGAAAAGACCCGAAUUCAGCGACCCGCAGAAGCCCUGAGCUCGCAGGAGGAAGCGGCGUUCUAGUGUUCCUGCGUUCCCCCCUCCCCGCCCCGCCCCACCCCAUCCUACCCUGU